Molecule: messenger RNA, 1960 nt
Organism: Acanthisitta chloris (rifleman)
Lineage: Eukaryota; Metazoa; Chordata; Aves; Passeriformes; Acanthisittidae
Gene: JAK3
Product: Janus kinase 3
Exons: 14
Biological process (GO): cytokine-mediated signaling pathway; intracellular signal transduction; hemopoiesis
Cellular component (GO): membrane; cytosol
Molecular function (GO): cytokine receptor binding; non-membrane spanning protein tyrosine kinase activity; ATP binding
Source: RefSeq, a predicted model, not a curated record
AGCAACAGGUAGGUGCCCCUUGCCCUGUGCCCCCCUCACACCCUCCCCUGUCCCCCCAGAGAAGUCCAACCUGCUGAUCGUGCGGAGCGGCGUCCCACGCCCCCCUGGCUCGCCCCUCGCCCCUUGCCGCAGCCUCGACCAGAUGAUGUUCCACAAAAUCAACCCCCAGAGCCUGACACGGGGGGAAAGCCUGGGCCAAGGCUCCUUCACCCAGAUCUACAAGGGCAUCAAGCGUGACCAGGACGAGGAGGAGGAGGAGGAAGGAACCCACCAGACCACAGUGGUGCUCAAGGUCAUGGACAGCAGCCACCGCAACUGCUCCGAGUCUUUCCUGGAGGCAGCCAGCACCAUGAGCCAGCUCUCCCACAAGCACCUGGUCCUGCUGCACGGCGUCAGCCUGGGGAAGGACAGUAUCAUGGUGCAGGAGUACAUCAAGCAUGGGCCCCUGGACCUCUACCUGAGGAAGAACCAUGCCAAGGGCACAGUGACCACCAGCUGGAAGUUGACAGUGGCCAAGCAGUUGGCAUAUGCCCUCAAUUACCUGGAGGACAAGAAGAUCACCCACGGGAAUGUCUCUGCCAAGAAGGUGCUGCUGGCACGGGAAGGGGAUGCAGCCAGUGGGACUCCUCCCUUCAUCAAGCUCAACGACCCUGGGGUCAGCGUCACCGUCCUGGCCAAGGAGAUGCUGGUGGAGAGAAUCCCCUGGGUGGCCCCGGAGUGUGUCAGUGAUCCCAAGAGCCUGGCACUGCCCGCGGACAAGUGGAGCUUUGGAGCAACCCUCUGGGAGAUCUUCAGUGGAGGGAACAUGCCCCUGAGCCUGCUGGAGCCCCAGAAGAAGCUGGAAUUCUACCAGAGCAGGCUGCAGCUCCCAGCUCCACAGUGGCCAGAGCUGGCCACGCUCAUGGCCCAGUGCAUGGACUACGAGCCCCAGCGCCGUCCCUGCUUCCGUGCCCUGAUCCGAGACCUCAACAGCCUCAUCACCUCUGACUAUGAGCUGCUCUCGGAUCUGUCACCUACGGAUGUGACACUCCGGAACAACUUCUGGGGAAAUGAGCUCCUGGCUGGGAGUCAGGACCCUGCAUAUUUCCAGGAGAGGCAUCUCAAGUACAUCUCACUGCUGGGAAAGGGUAAUUUUGGGAGUGUGGAGCUGUGUCGCUAUGACCCCGUGGGUGACAGCACAGGUGAACUGGUGGCAGUGAAGAAGCUGCAGCAGAAUUCAGCCAAGGAGCUGAGGGAUUUUGAGAGGGAGAUCCAGAUCCUGCACUCGCUGCAGCACGACUUCAUCGUCCAGUACCGGGGGGUGUGCUACAGCAGGGGGUGGCGUGGGCUGCGGCUGGUGAUGGAAUUCCUGCCCAACGGCUGCCUGAGGGAUUACCUGCAGAAGAACCAGCCCCGCCUGGACCACAGGACACUGCUUCUCUAUGCCUGGCAGAUCUGCAAGGGCAUGGAAUACCUGGGAGCACAGCGCUGCGUUCACCGGGACUUGGCCAGCAGGAACAUCCUGGUGGAGAGUGAGACCCACGUGAAGAUUGGGGAUUUUGGGCUGGCCAAGCUGCUUCCACAGGACAAGGACUACUAUGUUGUGCGGGAGCCUGGCCAGAGUCCUGUCUUCUGGUAUGCACCUGAAUCCCUGGCAGACAACGUCUUCUCCUGUGCAUCUGAUGUCUGGAGCUUUGGGGUCCUCCUCUAUGAGCUCUUCACCUACAGCAACAAGAGCAAGAGCCCCUCAGAGGAGUUCCUGCGGAUGAUGGGCACUGGGAAGCCAGCACAGAUCAUCUGCCUCUUGCUGGAGCUCCUCAAGGACAACCGACGUCUCCCAGCACCCUCCGGCUGUCCCGCAGAGGUCUACACGCUGAUGAUGAGCUGCUGGGCCUUUGCCCCCAGUGCCAGACCCACUUUUGGGGAGCUGUCCCCCAGGAUCGAGGCGCUGCGGGAUGGACGGAGCAAAGCCCGUGGGUAG